AUGCUAAAUUCGCUAAUUAAAUUAUCUCAGGACUGUGCCUCCGCCCUUCCUGAUGUUCCAGUGGGUUUGCCGAUCGUAGUGUUAGAUUCAACCAGCAUACGAGUAUCAUGGAAAGCCCCUAGAAAACGUCUGGAUGAUGUUCGACACUUUAAGCUUUUCUGGGAGCCCCUUCAAAAUAAGUUCGAGGGAGGAGGAUCGCAUAGCAUUCCGGUAGAUCCAGACAAUAGAGAGCAGAUCUACACAGCUACAAUCAGUGAUCUCUCACCUCAAACUUCAUAUCGAGUCUCCAUUGCAGCUGUUGGAAUAAGAGGAAUCGGAAGAACUUAUGAAUUUCCUAUCGUUACUACAUGGCUGGAUGACCAAGAUAAGCCACUAAGUGUGCAAAUAGGUCUAUUGGAGAAGCAACCUCGGCGAUUUCCACUACAGAAAGAUGAUCCAAGAAGCACAAUUCCAUACGUGGCAUUGAAAUUGACGUGGAAACGCCCAGCUGAAUUCGCGAAUUUGCCUGGCUUGUUGAUAUAUCAAGUCAGCGCCAGACCAGUCAAGUUGCCCUUAAUUGCAACUGAGGCUCGAGUGCCUGGAAGUGGAGAAUACGUCUCAGUUAUUGAAGCCAAACAAGCUGGAGGUUGGGUUGAAGGAAGCCGUGUUCUUGCCAACGUUUCUACAGAAUCCUUCACCUCUACGGAAAGGGACGAUUUGGGCAAGUGGACCAUAACUAUCUAUUAA
Messenger RNA from Rodentolepis nana, 726 nucleotides. NCBI's taxonomy places the organism in Eukaryota, Metazoa, Platyhelminthes, Cestoda, Cyclophyllidea, Hymenolepididae. The record is from the annotation of a GenBank genome assembly.